Molecule: messenger RNA, 738 nt
Organism: Uranotaenia lowii
Lineage: Eukaryota; Metazoa; Arthropoda; Insecta; Diptera; Culicidae
Exons: 2
Coding region: 1-738 (245 amino acids)
Source: RefSeq, a predicted model, not a curated record
AUGGCUCAGUUUCUUGCCAACGUGCUACAAAACGUCGUCGGCAAAACGAAACACCACGUGCGUAGUAGCUUCGACUUCGCGUCGGAGAUCACCAAUGUUCGGGUCCCUGAGGGUUGCAUUAUUUACUCGCUGGACGUCGUGUCGCUCUACACGAACGUACCAGUUCAAAAUGUGUACGAUAUAAUUGAACAAAAGUGGCGGGAAAUUAGCGAUUACACGCCGAUACCAUGGACUGAAUUCAAACGCGCCCUUCACACAAUACUUGGAGCGUCGUUUUUUCAGUACAAUGGUAAAAUCUUCGAGCAAACUUUUGGCACACCGAUGGGCUCUCCUCUAUCCCCGGUAGUAGCGUCUCUCUUGAUGGAACAACUCGAGGAAACCGCCAUCCAAUGCCUACGAGAUAAAGGUAUCAACCUCGUGAUGUAUAAACGCUACGUCGAUGACUGUUUGAUAGUAGGUUAUGAAAACGACAUAGAUUGCGUGCUAGCCGAAUUUAACGGUCAAUGCCCAAGCAUAAAAUUUACGCUGGAAAAAGAAACUGAAAACUCAUUGCGUUUCUUGGAUCUCAAACUUUCUAGGUGUCAGGGAAAGAUUGAGAAAAACUGCUCUAUUAUUAAAAAACUAAGAGAGACGCCACAAUUCGCAACUAAAACGACGGAUUCAAAAACGACGUCACCGAACACGACGACAACAAACAACAUCACGACGACACCGGGAAUGAUAGACGCCAGCUGCUAG